This is a messenger RNA of Mycotypha africana, 972 nucleotides long. RefSeq lists its product as uncharacterized. Gene Ontology annotation, molecular function: metal ion binding; protein binding; NADH pyrophosphatase activity. Gene Ontology annotation, cellular component: cytosol. The transcript has 4 exons. Bases 1 to 972 code for a protein of 323 amino acids. Lineage: Eukaryota; Fungi; Mucoromycota; Mucoromycetes; Mucorales; Mycotyphaceae. Gene Ontology annotation, biological process: NADP+ catabolic process; NAD+ catabolic process. The record is from RefSeq and is a predicted model, not a curated record.
AUGAGCAACAACAGUAAUGACAUCUUCGAAGCAGCCGCUUCUGGCGAUCUAGAAUAUAUCAAAAAGAAUAUAAAGUCAAUCCAUAAUAAAAAUGAACGUGGCUGGACUCCUUUGCACUUUGCUGCCCGUUUCGGCCAGUUAGAAGUAGCUCAACUCUUGAAGCAGAACAAAGCUGAUCUCACCAUUGAAACGGAUGAUGGCAAAACUGCUAGCCAGUUGGCUACUCUAUGGGGCCAAGAACCCAUUGCUCAAUUAUUAUCAGUACCUGCUACCUCUUUAACGUCUGUAGAGGACAAAGCACCAACAACCUUUCCUUUUCCUGAUAAUUACGUAGCUGUAUUUUCUGGCAAUCCACUCAACAGGUUUGGUUGGAAGAGAACAGAUAACGGAUUUUUGUCACGUUUAGCACACUCCAAAAGAGCCAAAUACAUGAUCUUUAACAAUCAACAGACCAUUUAUACCGAAAAAGGCAAUAUUCAAUAUGUAGAGUACGACGAUGUCGCUUCUGUUGUGGAUCGCGUUUACAAGAAUGAAGAUGAUACUGCUUUAGAGAAUGUUACAGAAGUCAUUUUGGUAUUUUUGGGUUUGGACGAAAGUGAAGGGACAGGUGAAGAAGGUGGUAUUGCAUAUUGGGCACUUGAUUUGACACCCAAAAAAGGUGAAACUGAAGCUUUAUUCAGGUCUCUUAUUAAAGGCUUUGAAGCUAAAGGUUGGGCAUUUACAUCUACAUUGCCCCACGCUUAUGGAAUGGAAAAAUCCGAAACAGCCAUUAUUGCACAAGCAGCUUCCAUGAUUGAUUGGAAUGCUCGUAAUAAAUUCUGUGUAGCGUGCGGUGAGCGUACUGUCUUGUUAGAAGGUGGGUAUAAGCGCAGUUGUCCUGCUGGUAAUGCAUGCAUUAGCCACAAUAGUGUUCAAAAUUUCAACUAUCCCAGAACAGGUAUAGUUAGACAGCAAACAAUCAGUGGCGUGUGA